Molecule: messenger RNA, 3382 nt
Organism: Patiria miniata (bat star)
Lineage: Eukaryota; Metazoa; Echinodermata; Asteroidea; Valvatida; Asterinidae
Gene: nudt22
Product: uridine diphosphate glucose pyrophosphatase NUDT22-like
Exons: 4
Coding region: 1322-2308 (328 amino acids)
Molecular function (GO): GDP-mannose hydrolase activity
Source: RefSeq, a predicted model, not a curated record
AUGUACUGAUGUAGACCCAAAACAGUUCAAUACCAUGACUAGCAACUAGGCCUAGGUCUAUAGCCAUAUGAGACGCAAUUUUCAAAGGCAACCCAGAGGCAAAAUGCACUGCAAUCUGACUGAACCCAUAUUUCCAAUAGUGCUCCAGUUCUGUGGUAUGGUGAUUCCUCAGAACAUUACAGGGAAUCAUCAAUUUGCCUGCCAUUUUUUUCUCAAAGAUUUCCUGAAAAACGUGCCUUCUAUCAAUUUGCCUCGUGUGACUGGCACAGCUUUAAAAUUCUUUAUUCUGCAUGCAUGCAGUGUCACUGAUUGGAUUGUGUCACUUGAAACAUGACUGCGGAACCUGUUGGCAACUGUCGCAUCAUGAUUUAUUCAUACAUGAUGUCACAAAAAUAAUGGUGAUGUUACACCUCACAACUAGGCUACCAUGCAGGAAUAAGAACACAUGGCCCCAAAGUCGGGAGAUGAUGCUAUAGUGACAUGGCCAGCAGAGGCAUAUAUAUGCCCCAACCACAAAGCGUCAACCCAACUAAAAGUUGGGACUGCCCCAACUACAGUUGGAAUUAAGGCUGGCCUAACUUUAUUUGGGGCCAGUGCUAUACUUUUGGUAUAACGGGCCCACAUAUGCAUUGUUAAUGUGGCAGUGUGUGGUUAUGGACUCUGCGCAUGACUAAGUUUAUGCAUUCUGAGGAGAAUUCAAUGAUCGAAGGUCAGAGGACACCAACCAAAAUAUCACAUCGCAUGUUUUUACUGGUCCCUGUGGGCCAGCGUAGUGUCCUCUUUGCACCUAUCUGAUUGACUGACCCACUGGCACAUGGCUGACUCACUGACCACACUGUCACCUGUGAAUUAGACUGGUUGUAUGUUGAUGAAGAUCUGUGGAGCAGGGCAGUGCUGUUGAGGAAUGCUCUGUAAUACCAGCGAAUGUCUAAAUACGGGCCAUUUUGCAGACUGGAUGCAUGAAAGACUUCCAUUGAAUAGCCUUUCUGAAUCAUUUGCAAUUGCAUAGAAUUCUGUGCCCUAGUGGACCAGCUUUACUAGCUCAGUACAAAGAGGCGCUGACAAAAAACUUCAACAGGGUUACAACUCGAGAGUGCUUGUAUCUGACAAAUUCGGAGGCAGCCAUUAUCUGUGGUGGUGAAAGGUUCACGCGAGUCGCACUCGGUAGUACAUGCACACCAGCUCCUUCAACCAAUAGGAAUAACAAAAUGCGCGUGCACCUCAUUUUUAAGAAUGUGUGCAGCAUGCGCGUGAUCGUGACACCUCCGUAGUAAAAGCAUCUAAUUCUUGUCGGUGGAUUCCACUAUAUAAUAAUGAAAUAAUGAAUGAAUGUAUCCUCUUUAUCAUCAAUUUUUUUUUUACUUUACAGGCAGCGACUAGUAAUAGCAUGGAUGGAGAAUUCUCUUUGCUAUUUGCGGCACCCAACUUCCCUGGUGUCCCACAAUCGAAUCUCCAUGUCAGGCUCAGCGAGGACUACAACCGUAAGAGUCUGCCAUCAAAUGAGAUCAACAUUGACCGAAUCUGGGAACUCCGCAGGAAAAGCAACCCCAGGCUUUACAAUGGAUCCAAGUUUCGGUUCCAUGCGAUUGAAGUCGACAGCAACGGUGGUGACUGUAGCAGUUGUUCGGCAGGGGUCACAUUUCAUCUUGGAAUUACUGGCUACAAAAACUUCAUGGGGACAAACUGGGCGGACAAUGCCACGGAGCUUUUAGAAUCCGGAGUGAAGGACUUUGCCAACAGUCAGGCCUACAUGUCGGAUGCCUUGGGAGUGGGUUCGCUCGUACACACUGCAGAUGAGUGUGUCGUUCUCAUUCGUCGAAGCUCCAGUGUCGGUGAAGCACAAGGAUUAUGGGAUAUACCUGGUGGACAUCCAGAACCAGGGGAGGUCAAGGGAGGCUCAUCAAAAAUGGAAGACAUCACCUUGUCGGACAUCUCAGAACUUGAUGUCAGUAAGGAGCUCGUCGACUCUGCGAUGAGAGAGAUCCGAGACGAAAUAAACAUUCCCAAGUCCAAGCUUGAAGAACCACAUCUGAUGGGAGUGACAAGGAAUCACACAAGCUCGGGAAGACCCAAUAUGCAAUUCUUUGUCAGGUGUACCCUGCCUUCCAGUGAAGUGAGGCAGAUGUACAGAGCUGGUGGAGCAGAAGCAGAAGAGUCCACAGCACUCAAGCUUAUUCAGUUAUCAGAUAUUUUCUACCUGGAAAGUACAGACAUGUGGAAGGAGAUGGCUCCAGCUGCAAAGGCCUGUGUUAAGUUGUACACUACCCUAAGGAACAACCUGUCAGACUCUGAAAAUAACAUAACAUAGCAUCAGUGUAUCCUCCCUUUUGGCCUCUUUGUCUCAAAAACUUGGCCUGACUUUGGAUAAAUGCCACAGUCAAAUAUUAUGUAACAUGUAUUCUAAUUAAAAGAAUAUACAAAUAUAUUGUGGAAUUUUCCACUAAACUCUACCAUCAAACCUCUUACAUAGGUCACAUGUGGAAUUUCAGAUUCUUGUUUCUACACUAUUCUGUAUACAUGUAUAUGCAAUGUCAUACAUGUACAUGUGUAUAUAAAAACUGCUUUUGCUUUGCAACAUAAUUGAAACAUUUGUAAAGAUUUAUUCACAAGGUAACAUCGAGCUUUAGUUUUUGUUUUUUUCAGUCUAGGCAGCUAAUGGUAUGUCUUAAGAGUUAUAAAUUAUGUGUGGGUUGGUUCAUUUAAGCUGACCUUCCCUGUAAUUUUUUUAAAGAAUUGUAGUAAGGUAUAUUUUUGAUGAAAAAAAGUAAUAUUGUGCAAUUUUGGUGUUCUAUUUUUUUAAUUGUUUUUUUGCUUGCUCUGAGAACCAGGCACACAACUGGGAAUUUAGAGAAAAAAACCGGGGAAACUCCAAAUCACACAAGACUUUGUACAGUAUUAUUCAAUUGUAAUGGCAUUCAUGAGAGGUGAAACACAAGGAAAUCAGCAGAUCUGAGGAAAAGUUGCAUGCCUUGAGAACAUGCACCUAAAGCUUGAAUUCAAGCUCACACCAUGUGUCUGGGAGAACCCUAAAUUUUGCCAUCAAUAUCCGACUAGAUGUCAAUAAAAGUACUUUUUCAAAACAGGGUUUUAAAAAAUAGCUUUUGUUUAACCUGAUGGCAUGUUGCCAACCAAAGUAAACCCAGUGUUACCUCAACUACAACUCGUACUAAAAUAUUAUACUUGUUUUCCCUUUCAAAAAAUACAUGUCGAAUAAAAAGUAUUUUGGUUUUGUAGAUCCAUAUGUCCAUGAACUUAUCUUCAUGAUAUAUUUCCAAAGUAUGAAGUUAUAGAUACUAUGAAACCUUUUAGACUACGAUAUGAAGUUCAAGAUGUGCGAGUUUUUAUGAUGUAAUAAAAUACAUUGGAUAAAAGUUUGAUGAAA